AAAAGAGAGAAAUCCAAAAAUUUGCGGCCUUAUUCGGGACUUUUCAUUUGCCCAAUGUCUCUAUGAGAUGAAAAGCGACGAUUCAUGACGAGAAGAUUCUGUUACGCUGACUCGAUGAACUCCGCCUGAGCUUGCCCUAACCUCCGACUCUCCCGCCAUCUCACAAAAUGUUUAUUCUUACUACAAUAUCUGACUUGGUGAAGAUUUCGCCGGCAGACUUCUCCAAGCCCAGCAUCCAGGCAAUAGAAGACAAUAUCAAUGCCAAAUAUGCCAACAAGGUCAUCCAAAAAGUUGGUCUAUGUAUAUCUUUGUACGACAUUCUGUCAGCGUCUGAAGGAAAUAUCGGGCACAUGACCGGCAUCGUCAACGUCAAUGUCGAAUUCCGCAUGAUUGUAUUCCGGCCAUUCAAAGGCGAAAUCCUAAACGGGAAGAUUAGCAGCUCAUCACCGGCUGGCAUUAGGAUACGACUAGAUUUCUUCGACGACAUUUUCGUCCCGCCACAUCUCUUAUUCGACGGAUCAGUAUUUGACCACCGGGAAGCGGUAUUCAUCUGGCGCACCGAAGACGGCGCCGAGCUCUUCUUCGACAAGAAUGAGACCGUGCGAUUCCGAGUGGAGGCCGAGUUCUGGAACGAUCAAUCUCCCGUGGGGCCGGGAUCAUUAGAAGCUCAGGCUAACGGGGGUGAGAAUGGUCACGGGUCAAGGAAAAGCCCGUAUGUGAUUGAGGCAUCAAUGUCCCAAGGUGGUUUGGGGCCGACGUUAUGGUGGUAAAUACGACAAAAAGAACAAGGAUAUUUUUGCAUCAUUUCAAAAGGACAUAGAGGAUAACUAUGAUUAUACUACGGAGUUACUGUUCACGAAUCAAUUUUUUUUACCGGGUC
Messenger RNA from Xylona heveae TC161, 880 nucleotides. RefSeq names its product putative DNA-directed RNA polymerase III subunit 22.9 kDa. Gene Ontology annotation, molecular function: DNA binding; DNA-directed RNA polymerase activity. Gene Ontology annotation, cellular component: RNA polymerase III complex. The record is from RefSeq and is a predicted model, not a curated record. The coding region runs from base 168 to 770 and encodes 200 amino acids. Gene Ontology annotation, biological process: DNA-templated transcription; transcription initiation at RNA polymerase III promoter. The transcript is spliced from 7 exons. Lineage: Eukaryota; Fungi; Ascomycota; Xylonomycetes; Xylonales; Xylonaceae.